ACCCCCACACACACACACACACAAUGGAAGGCCUAAUACUAUUAAGGUCAAGACCGACCCUGCUUAAGGCUACUUUCCCCCUGCUGCGCACCUGUUACUAUCAAAGACCGGUUCCUGCUGCCCUCAUCACUUCUGCUGCUUACACAUCUGCUGCCCCUACUGCUGUCCCUGCCGUGCCUCUGCCAACCCAUGCCAGGGAGCACGUGGUCACCAGCCCCCUGCCCCCCGUGACCCUGCCCACCGGUGACCUGCCCACUCUUCUCUACCAGCGCCUCGAGAAGUAUAGACACCUGGACGCGAUCGAAUGCGUGGUUACGGGGAGGAAAUACACGUUUGGGGAGGUUCUGGACUUGGGGUUGAGGUGGGGAGGAAUCGUCAAUAGUGUCCUUCCUCCCCCUUCGCCUUCCUCCCCACCUGCCCCCCGAAGUGUGGCUCUGCUCUCCAAAAACAACCCCGAGUUCCCAAUCAUCCUCUUGGGCACACUGGCGGCGGGGGCUUCCGUGGCCACCAUUAAUUGCAACUAUACGGCAGAGGAGGUCGCGCGACAGCUGGCGGGGUCCGAGGCAGGUAUGCUGGUGACGGACCCCCAGCUUGAGGGCGUGGCAACAGAGGCGUUGGCGAAGCUUGGGAAGAACCUGCCCGUGUUUGUGAACGGCGCGUCGAGCGGAGGUCACGCCAGCAUCCCAGAGCUGCUGAAUGACCCCAACAGGCCCUACUGCGAUCUGGUGGAGUCGCCGCCUGAGUCCAUGGCCGUCAUGUUAUUCUCCAGCGGGACCACGGGGCCUCCCAAGGGCGUAGUAUUGCCUCACCGAGCCUUUACCUCCAACUUAGCCAUGUUCACGCACCCGGACAUUCUCGGCUUCCAACUACCUGCAGAGGGAGAGGAACAGGAUACUGUGACCGGCCUAAUGCCCUUCUAUCACAUCUACGGCCUCUAUGUGGUUACUCUGAUCAGUAUGCACCAAGCAGCCAAGGUGAUGUCGUUCCCCUGCCUUGACGCCGCCACCUUCACGAGAGUCAUCCGGGAACAGAGGGUAAGAGUCAUACACCUGGUGCCACCCACGCUUAAUUUCCUGACCAUGAGCAAUCAGGUGACCUCGAAUGACCUGGCCAGUGUGCGGGUUGCAAUGUGCGCAGCGGCCCCCGUCCCCCCAACCGUCGCCAAGCUCUUCAAGGAUAAGGCUCCCAACCCCGUCAUUUUCCAGGAAGGUUUCGGCAUGACGGAGGCACUGGGGACCCACAUGACCCCGCUGAACGAGGAGCAGCUGGGCUUCUGCGGCAAGGUGGUGCCCAAGGAGGCCAAGGUGGUUAACGAGGACGGCGAGGCGCUACCAGAGGGACAUCGAGGAGAACUGUGCAUCAGGAGCCCGUCGCUGAUGACGGGGUACUACAAGAAUCCCCAGGCUACCGCUGAAACACUGGACGCUGAGGGCUGGCUUCACACUGGCGACGUAGCGGUACACGAGGACGGUUUCUUCAGCAUCGUCGACAGGAUUAAGGAGCUCAUCAAGGUCAAGGGAUUCCAGGUUUCCCCCUCGGAGCUGGAGGACACACUGCUCCAGCACAAGGGCGUGACAGAUGUGGCGGUGGUGGGAGUUCCCGAUGACCGCGCCGGGGAGCUUCCAAGAGCUUACAUUGUGAAGUCCUCGGAGUCCUGCAGCACGGAGGACAUUCACGGCUUCCUACGGGAUAAGCUGGCGGACUUCAAGCAGCUUCAUGGAGGGAUUCGCUUCGUGGACUCCCUCCCCAAGAAUCCUACGGGGAAGAUCCUGCGGAGGGAGCUAAAGGAGAUGGCAGCGGAAGAUAUUGACCCCUAAUUUUGUAUGCGAGUAUCUGGUAAUGGUGUUCAAUUUCCUCCGUUUUCUUUCUUUCUCCUUUUCCUCGUUUUCUUUCCUUUCCUUUUCCUCGUAUUUUUCCUCUAAGCCCUCUUUUUCUUUCUCUUCCUCUUUCCUUUUUUCCUUUCCUCGUGUUUUCCCUCGCUUAGCCCUGUCUUUUCUUUCUCUUCCUCUUUCUUUCUCCUUUUCCUCGUGUUUUCCUUAUUAGCCCUUUCUUUUCUUUCUUUUCCUCUUUCUUUUUCCUCUCCUCGUAUUUUUCCUCUAAGCCCUCUUUCUCUUUCUCUUCCUCUUCCUCUUUCCUUUUUUCCUUUCCUCGUGUUUUCCCUCGCUUAGCCCUGUCUUUUCUUUCUCCUUUUCCUCGUGUUUUCCCUAUUAGCCCUUUCUUUUCUUUCUUUUCCUCUUUCUUUUUCCUCUCCUCGUAUUUUUCUUAUAAGCCCUCUUUUUCUUUCUCUUCCUCUUUCCUUUUUUCCUUUCCUCGUGUUUUCCCUCGCUUAGCCCUGUCUUUUCUUUCUCUUCCUCUUUCUUUCUCCUUUUCCUCGUGUUUUCCUUAUUAGCCCUUUCUUUUCUUUCUCUUCCUCUUUCUUUCUCCUUUUCCUCGUGUUUUCCUUAUUAGCCCUUUCUUUUCUUUCUUUUCCUCUUUCUUUUUCCUCUCCUCGUAUUUUUCCUCUAAGCCCUCUUUCCUUUUUUCCUUUCCUCGUGUUUUCCCUCGCUUAGCCCUGUCUUUUCUUUCUCUUCCUCUUUCUUUCUCCUUUUCCUCGUGUUUUCCCUCUUAGCCCUUUUUCAAACAAACAGAAGGCCAUCCGGUGUGUCGUGAGGCCGCGCCGUACAAAAUACACCCACCCACACUUCCUUAAGGCCUCCAGCCCCGCCCACUUUCCGGCCGCCAGACAGGCCACAUCUUAGUGUGUCCGCCUUUUGCUCUGUCUUUUUAUUCUCCUCUUUCUUUUUUUUUUUUUUUUUUUUCCUCCUCUUUCUUGAUUCCUUUCCCCGGGCGUGAGGCGGAGGAGUGAUUUGAUCCGCUGCUGUGAAUCUAUUACCAAUGCCUUCAGGGAACGAAUGAUAAGACAGGACAUUGUGCCUUUGUAAUAAUAAUAAUAAUAAUAAUAAUAAUAAUAAUAAUAAUAAUAAUAAUAAUAAUAAUAAUAAUAACAAUAAUAAUAACGAUAGCUGAUAAUAGCCACUUGUGCUGGACUCGUACUUAAGCAACUGCCGGCAAUCACCACGCGUUAAGUACCUACUUGACGCGUGGUGAGGAGAGGUAGAGGUGAGGAGGUAGAUUUGUGGAAGCUGAGGUGAGGAGGGAUAAGGUGAGGAGAGGUAGAGGUGAGGAGGUAGAUUUGUGGAAGCUGAGCUGAGGAGGGAUAGAGGUGAGGAAGGAUAAGAUGAGGAGGGAUGGAGGUGAGGAAGGAUUAGGUGAGGAGGGAUAGAGGUGAGGAAGGAUAAAAUGAGGAGGGAUAGAGGUGAGGAAGGAUUAGGUGAGGAGGGAUAGAGGUGAGGAAGGAUAAGAUGAGGAGGGAUAGAGGUGAGGAAGGAUAAGGUGAGGAGGGAUAGAGGUGUGGAAGGAUAAGGUGAGGAGGGAUAGAGGUGUGGAAGGAUAAGGUGAGGAGGGAUAGAGGUGAGGAAGGAUAAGAUGAGGAGGGAUAGAGGUGAGGAAGGAUAAGAUGAGGAGGGAUAGAGGUGAGGAAGGAUAAGGUGAGGAGGGAUAGAGGUGAGGAAGGAUAAGAUGAGGAGGGAUAGAGGUGAGGAAGGAUAAGGUGAGGAGGGAUAGAGGUGAGGAAGGAUAAGAUGAGGAGGGAUAGAGGUGAGGAAGGAUAAGGUGAGGAGGGAUAGAGGUGAGGAAGGAUAAGGUGAGGAGGGAUAGAGGUGAGGAAGGAUAAGGUGAGGAGGGAUAGAGGUGAGGAAGGAUAAGAUGAGGAGGGAUAGAGGUGAGGAAGGAUAAGAUGAGGAGGGAUAGAGGUGUGGAAGGAUAAGGUGAGGAGGGAUAGAGGUGAGGAAGGAUAAGGUGAGGAGGGAUAGAGGUGAGGAGGGAUAGAUCUGCGUUUUGCCAGGCUGUCGUACUUCGCCUCUUAAGUUUUCCGAUUUCCGACCCCGAACUGUCACCUCCACUGCAAUAGCUACGCUUAUUUAUAUUUUCCUUUGAAAGGUUUAAUUAUUAGUGUCUUUUUGAUAUAGUUAAGUGUUUAAAACAGUAAAUACGGUGCUGAAUACGAUAUUAUGGCAACUCUGCCCUCCAUAGCAAAAGAUUAAGUAUUAGUUAGAAAAUAUUGCAGGAAAUACAUCACCUCACAUUCAUAUAUCUCUAUACAAGGAAUGUGGGUAGACUACGAUACCACUGUAAAUAAUAAUCGUCAUGUAUUAUUACUUAAGGAAACAGAUACAAUAAAUGAUAUUUUUAGUUAUUUAAC
Molecule: messenger RNA, 4240 nt
Organism: Eriocheir sinensis (Chinese mitten crab)
Lineage: Eukaryota; Metazoa; Arthropoda; Malacostraca; Decapoda; Varunidae
Biological process (GO): long-chain fatty acid metabolic process; fatty-acyl-CoA biosynthetic process
Molecular function (GO): long-chain fatty acid-CoA ligase activity
Source: RefSeq, a predicted model, not a curated record